Molecule: messenger RNA, 1437 nt
Organism: Phytophthora sojae
Lineage: Eukaryota; Oomycota; Peronosporomycetes; Peronosporales; Peronosporaceae
Exons: 3
Coding region: 1-1437 (478 amino acids)
Source: RefSeq, a predicted model, not a curated record
AUGACGGAGCUGACGCAGCGCAAGGUGGGGCCCUCUCCGGCCUCGUCGCCGACGCAUUCGAGCGACGGCAAGGACGCGCGCGCCGUGCGCGUGACCGAGCUCGACACGCGCCCGGUGUGCGCGAACGAGGCGCCGCGGCGCUACGUGCAGCACGGGGAGCAGCUGCUGUCGUCCGGCUCGGGGCGCGUGCCGUCGGCCGCCGGCUGCCUGACGCUGUCCGGCCUGAGCCGCGAGCUGCAGGAGAUGUUCCUGCCCGCGGGCUACCCGGACAGCGUGAGCGAGGACUACCUGAGCUUCCAGUUCUGGGACACGCUGCAGGCCAUGUGCAGCUACCUGCGCGGCGUGCUGGCCACGCAGAGCGUGCUGCAGAGCGUGGGCGUGGGGGACGACAAGGCCACGCCGCUGGCCGCCGCGCUGCAGUGGGUGCUGCGCGACGGCUCGGGCAUGAUCGGCGGCCUGACGUUCGCCUACCUGGUGGGGCCCAAGUUCGACGUGAACGUCAAGCGCUGGCGGCUCUUCGCCGACGUCAUCAACGACGUGGGGCUCACGCUCGACAUGGUGGCGCCCUACUUCCCCACGCUCGUGACCGAGGUGUUGUGCGUUUCGAGCGUGUGCAAGACCAUGUGCGGCGUGGCCGCGGGCGCCACGCGCUCCUCGCUCAUGACGCACUUUGCUAAGAAGGACAACAUGGCCGACUGCGCCGCCAAGGAGGGCUCACAGGAGACGGCCGUCAAGCUGUUCGGCCUCAUGUUCGGCAUGUACUUCGCCAACGCCGUCAACUCGUCGCCUCAGGCGGUCUGGGUGGCGUUCCUGCUGCUUACGGUGAUCCACGUGUACGCCAACUACAACGCCGUGUCGUGCCUGUGCAUCCCCACGGUCAACUGCUCGCGCGGCCUGAUCCUCGUGCGGAGGUUCCUGGCGUCGGGUAAUAAGCCGGGCAAGGAGAACGUGGCCGACCAUAACGGACGGUACUCCAUUCGCAGCGUUAACCAGGAGGAGCCGAUUUUCAAAGACCCCGUGCUUCCGGUGACGAGCCACUUGGUCAUGGGGGCGGAGCUGCACCAGGCCGUCCCGUCCUCGCACGACCUCGACCGACUGCUGCAUAUUUACAGUGACGAGGCCUAUUUGCUGACUGUAGUGGGCGACCGCGUGCUCGUCAUGUUCCAAGCAGAGGCGAAGCCUAAAGACGAGCUCCGAGCGUUCUUCCAGGCCGUGCUGGUGCUGGAGGCUCUGGCCUCGGUGUCUCCUACUGCGUCGCCGCCUCCGUCUUCGAACGGUGGCACCAUCACGCAUCAGCCACUGCUCGAGUCUACACUUCGGAAGAUGACGGCCGACUUCUCGCUCUUCCAUCAAGUGCUGCAGAACAGCGGGUGGCGGACGCAUAUGUUCCUGCUCAACACUUCAACCUGGCGGAUCAAGAUCAGCGACCGGACUUGA